GGUGUGUGCUGUGGGGAGAUCGAGAUGCAAAUUCCAGCUGAGCAUCUCGGCUUGUGGCCCCACGCAUGCAUCUCACCCCCUUGAACAUCCAUCCCUCUGUGCCGUGCGUGCUGCUGACCUACUUUCUGUGCUGGGCAUCCUCCUGCGAGGCUGGCUGUGGAGGAUGCUCUGCCCUGCGGUCCGGCGGGGACCAGGAGCAGGGAGCAAAUGCCCGGCAGCUCUCCCACCUACCCAGAUAAAUAACCCAGGGCUGCAGGGAUGCGGGAGCAGCAGGACUCCUUGCUGGAAGCCGAAGCCUGAGAACGCCAUCACCAUCGCGGUGUCAUCACGAGCGCUUUUCCGCAUGGAGGAGGAGCAGAAGAUUUACAACGAGCAAGGGGUGGAGGCCUACGUGAAAUACCAGCUAGACCAUGAGAACGAGCCCUUCCUCCCUGGGGCUGCCUUCCCUUUUGUCAAGGCACUGGAAGCGGUGAACACGCAGCUGCGUGAGCUCUACCCUGACAGCGAGGAGCUCUUCGACAUUGUCCUCAUGACCAACAACCAUGCCCAGGUUGGGGUUCGCUUGAUCAACAGCAUCAACCACUAUGAUCUGUUCAUCGAGAGGUUCUGCAUGACGGGAGGGAACAGCCCCAUCUGUUACCUCAAGGCCUAUCACACCAACCUCUACCUCUCCUCCGAUGCUGAGAAAGUGAGUGGGGCCAUUGAAGAGGGGAUCGCUGCAGCCACCAUCUUCAGCCCCAGCAAAGACCUGGAGGUGUCGGAGAACCAGCUGCGGGUGGCGUUUGAUGGUGACGCCGUGCUCUUCUCUGAUGAGUCGGAGCAGAUCGUGAAGGCUCACGGCUUGGACAUGUUCUUUGAGCAUGAAAAGGCCCAUGAGAACAAGCCUCUGGCACAGGGACCCCUGAAGGGCUUCCUGGAGGCCCUGGGGAAGCUGCAGAAGAAGUUUUAUUCCAAGGGGAUGAGGAUGGAGUGUCCCAUUCGCACCUACCUGGUCACUGCCAGGAGCGCGGCCAGCUCGGGAGCCCGGGCCCUAAAGACUCUGCGCAGCUGGGGCCUGGAGACCGACGAGGCUUUAUUCCUGGCCGGGGCUCCCAAGGGGCCGCUGCUGAAGAAGAUCCGUCCUCACAUCUUCUUUGAUGACCAGAUGUUCCACGUGGAGGGAGCCAAGGAGAUGGGCACUAUCGCUGCCCACGUCCCCUACGGCAUCGCCCAGAAGCACAAGCAGCCGGCGCAGGAGAAGCAAACCCCGAACAGCAAGUAGCAGAGCUGGCUGGUCCCCCGGCGUGCGGCACGGUCCUCACCCCGCGCACCACGCUCUGACCUGGGUUGCAGUCUGCGAGGCAGAGAGCAUUUGCUGCGGCGAGCGCGAGGUUAUUGCCCAGCAGGAGCCUUGUCGGGGGUGGGGGGGGCACGGAUGGAGGAGGGGGCUGACGAACAGCUUCCUUUUGCCUCUGUAUUCGUUGCAAUGUUGUGGCAUUGUCCCUGUUCCUCCUGGGGCUGGGGGGUCCCCUGCGCAGCAGCCCCGUGACAGCGAGCUGUUUCCCUGUUCCUCCAUGUGCUCUGCACUUGUUUCAGGCAAAAUCCUUCGAGGGUGGAUGUUGCCUUUUGUGGACUGUUUGUGCCAGGCAGGUUUAACCUAUUGGCAUUUCUUUAAAACCCCAGGUAACUCCCGAAGCCUUUGACUUACAAUGCAGAUGUUCAGGCUGAACUGUUGAACUGGAAAGUUGGGAGCACACAAACCCCCUUCUUGCAGCUUUGAAACAAGACGUUGUCCCUUUUAACUAAAAUUAAACCGUAAUAUUGUUCCUUCACGGACCCAGCCCCUGCUCCCCAGCUAGAAAAUCUUUCAUGUCUUUGUCCCUUCAGCAAGAUUUUGUCAGCUGAACAGCUUUCCUUUCAUGCAGUAAAAUCUGGAAAAAUGGAAACAAACACUUAAAACCAAAAAAUAAUCCUGUUUCCUGCUUGGAGCUUUGGGUUAGCAUAUUGCUGGCCCAGGUUUUUAUAUUUGGGUUUCACAGUUGCAUGAUUUAGCACUUAAAAAUAAUAAAUCUCAGUGAGGCAUCCAAAGCCCAGCUCUUGUGUGAGCCAUCCAGGGUCUGCAGACACAUGCCUAGGGCUUGAAUUAAGUUAAAAGCAGGCCCUAAUAUAUUAGGGACAUCAUUUGAAGUCCAUUUAGGUAAAUCUGCAGAGAAUUUCAGCCUGGGCGUUUUAAUUACAGGAUUCCCUUCACCCCCUCCCCCCCUUUCUAGGCUGAGCCCAUAUGAAUUGAUAAUCUUUUUCUCCUCAGCUUCUUAAAACCUCUGGUGUUGCCUAAAAUAAACACCUCUGCUAGCGAUGCUGUAAGAGAGAACCAAAUCUCUAAUUCAAAACCAGAAAGAGAAAUCAAUUGGAGAGCUGCUUCAAAAUCGGCGUGAAAAUCACACUGAUGUUUCUGCAUGGAGCCCUGUCCUAAAGGAGACUCUCAGGAGGAAAAUUUGAAGGUUACGUCUUUCUUGUGGGGUUUGGUUUGUUUUUUGGUUGGUUUUUUUUUUAGACGGUACACCCCAUGGUUGGGCACAAAGGAUGUCCAGCGUUAUCAGACAGUAGUUUUCUACAAACGCCAAUUCUGAGGUUUUCCGAGGUAUGUGUCUGCCUCUGGCUCAGCUUUGCAGGGAGGUUUCAGCUAGAACAGCUCAGCCCUUCCCAACAGCGAGGCUAGAGCUCGAGUUAUCGCACUUUGACAAAUAUAUAAACAAGCUAGUGAUGCCUUCAGUGGCUCGGGAGAUGGUUUUCUCAUUGCACUAAAUCCUGCUCUAGCAGUGAAAAAGAAAAUUGCACUUUCUUCCCCCCCCCCCCCCCCCCCAAAAAAAAAUAUUUCGCUUUGGCAGACCGUUAUUUGUCACACCUGGGUGACAAGCACCUUAGAGGAAGGUCUGAAAUACAAAGGAACAAAAAAAAAAAGUCUGGAAAGAAAUUAGUAUCUCAGUAAUGCAUCUAUUAAUAUACAGGUUUAUCAAAAGGUCUCGUCUUUUUAAUGUGAAGCCCAGAUAUGGGAUCUGAACUGUAUCUUGGAGACCUUUUUGGCAGCUGGGAGGGGGAGAACAGCUUGGUCUCCCAGUAAACUUUUUCCAAGGUGUUUCCUGAAGAUCACAUCGUGGAAGCCCAGCCAAGCCCAGCUCCCAAACGGGCUGCACCAGGGCCUCCUGCCAGCCGGGGAGGUGGUGUUGCAAGUGGAACAGGGCUGUCAGCAAGCCCUUAGGAACCCCCGGCAGGGUGCUGGUGGGAUGGGAUCCAGGGUGCAAGCACAGCCACUGGGGAUGGGUGCUUGCGCUGGGUGCUGUGGGGGCUGUGUGCUUUGGAUCAGGGGUGUUGGCAGGGCUCGGCUGUGCAGGAGGAGGUGCCUUAUCUGAAGGUGCUGUUGGCUCCAGGGAAGCGAUGUGAUGUGGUUUUGGGGCAGGGGCACUGCUGCCUUUCCGGGCCUGAGAUGCACAGGGAGCUGGGUGCAGGGGCGCUGCGCCGGCAGGAGCUUUAGUGACUCUGCUUAGGGUCCUCCUGCUGCCAGGGCAGCUUAGGGGCUCGCUGGGAGACCUGGUGCUUGGGAAACCGGCCCCAGGCAAGGUAGACCCCCGCCUUGCACCUCCUGAGCCCUUCCUGUGUGGGGAGGAUUUUCCAUUCCUGCAACGGCUGCCCCAUUUGCUUUUAUCCACAUGGCUUCCUACAUUUUUUUUUUUCCCCCUUUACCAUCACUACAACCGGCAGGCAUGGAUUUGCUGCUUCUGUACUUUCCUCACGUGCCCAUCUGUGACAUCCCCUCGGGCUGGGGGAGCGAUGAGGUCCCCAGGACCGGCUCCAUGGGCUGGGCACAUCUCCCACCCUGAUGGGCCAGCGCAGUUGUGCCUCUUGUGCUGCGCUGGCUGACAACUGGACUUCCCUGCUGUGUGUUGUUGCUGUGGGUUUCACUUCAUUGUCCUCUGAUGGUUUUUCUUGUGAAUGGACUGCCAUGUUAAUGAAAUCCCUCUGGGUGUUUUUCUGUAAUAAACUGUGUUGGUCCCA
Falco peregrinus (peregrine falcon) is the source of this 4032-nucleotide messenger RNA. It is a transcript of the gene NT5C1A, whose product is annotated as 5'-nucleotidase, cytosolic IA. Gene Ontology annotation, biological process: nucleotide metabolic process; adenosine metabolic process. Gene Ontology annotation, molecular function: magnesium ion binding; nucleotide binding; 5'-nucleotidase activity. The record is from RefSeq and is a predicted model, not a curated record. Lineage: Eukaryota; Metazoa; Chordata; Aves; Falconiformes; Falconidae. Gene Ontology annotation, cellular component: cytoplasm; cytosol. The transcript has 6 exons. Bases 164 to 1261 code for a protein of 365 amino acids.